Molecule: messenger RNA, 785 nt
Organism: Thlaspi arvense
Lineage: Eukaryota; Viridiplantae; Streptophyta; Magnoliopsida; Brassicales; Brassicaceae
Source: the annotation of a GenBank genome assembly
CUAUGUCGUCUCCUUGCCGGACCAUAAACGCAAAUGCUAUCGCCGCGCCGUCGCCUUCGGGAAUGACCUUCCGCGGUUGUCGAGAUUUCGUUCCGAUCGAUAAGAGGCUCCUCAAAUCAAGCUCUGGUGGCUUGAAUCUCCAGAAGAAGAUGAGAACGACUGGCUCGGCUUGGAGUUCUAGACCUCCGGGGAGAUUUCUCUCUUGGCGCGUUGCGUCUGCGUCUGCGUCGGCGGCUGUAACAUCGAAUUCUCCGAAUAGAUUGGAGGCUUUAGAAGAGGGGAUUGAGAAGAUUAUAUAUCGAUGUCGAUUCAUGGCGCUUCUUGGAACACUAGGAUCUUUGCUCGGAUCGGUUAUCUGUUUCAUCAAGGGAUGUAUGUAUGUCGCAGACUCGUUUGUGCAGUAUACUGUGAAUCGUGGGAAGGUGAUAUUACUUCUUGUCGAAGCCAUAGGAACUGUGAUGUUGGUCUUUGGAAUGGGACUAUACGAGCUGUUCAUUAGCAAUCUCGACACUUCAGAAUCGAUCUCACGCGAUAAUAUUGCCAAUAGAUCGAGUCUCUUUGGCAUGUUCCCCUUAAAGGAGCGACCUCAAUGGUUAGAGGUGAAAUCUGUUAGCGAGCUGAAAACGAAGCUGGGACAUGUAAUAGUGAUGCUGCUGUUGAUUGGUUUGUUCGACAAGAGCAGGAAAAUUGUUAUAACUUCUGUCACGGAUUUGCUUUGUAUCUCUGUCUCUAUCUUUCUUUCCUCUGCUUGUCUCUUCUUGCUCUCUAGGCUCAAUGGAUCUCAU